AUGAGAGCUGACAACCAGAGCCUCCUGGGGGAUCCUCCCAGGGACUUCAUCCUCCUGGGUGUUUCUGAGGAAUUCCCUCUCUUUCUGGUCCUCCUGGUGUCCUACAUUCUUGCCAUGUUGGGAAACAUUGCCAUCAUCCUGGUAUCCCGGCUGGACACCCAGCUCCACAGCCCCAUGUACUUCUUCCUCAGCCACCCUUCCUUCCUGAAUCUCUGCUAUACUACCACCACAGUCCCCCAGAUUCUGGUCAACCUGAGAAGCUCCAGGAAGAUCAUCAGCUAUGAGGGCUCUAUGGUGUAGUAUGUGGUUUUCCACUGGCUGGGAUGCACCGAGUGCAUCGUGCUGCCUGCCAUGGUUCUGGACCACUACAUGGCCAUCUGUGAGCCCCUGCACUAUGCCGUCAUUAUGCACCACCCUCUCUGUCAGCAGCUCAUGGCCAUAGCCUGGCUAAGUGGCUUUGGCAACUCCCUGGUUCAGGUAGUCCCGAUGGUGCAGCUGCCUUUCUGUGGGCGGCAGGUGCUAGACAACUUUUUCUGUGAGGUGCCAGCUAUGAUCAAGCUGUCCUGUGCUGACACCACCGUGAAUGACACCACACUGGCUGUGCUGGUGGCCUUCUUUGUGCUGGUCUCGCUGGGGCUCAUCCUGCUCUCCUACGGCUUCAUUGCCUGGGCAGUGCUCCGGAUCCAGUCCUCCAAGGCUUGGCACAAGGCUGUUGGGACCUGCUCCUCCCACCUGGCAGUGGUCUCCCCCUUCUACCUUCCUGCCAUCUACAUGUACCUGCAGCCCCCAGCCAGCUACUCCCAAGAGCAGGGCAAGUCUACCUCCCUCUUUUACUUCAUCACCACCCCAACCCUCAAUCCCUUCAUCUACAUCCUGAGGAACAAGGAUGUGAAGGGAGGUCUAAGAGAACUGCUGGCAAGAUUGUGGUGGCUCUGCAGAAGGUGAAGACCUGGGCCAGGGCCCUUUCCAUGGCCAUAGCCCCAGCAGGUGGGUUAUGUGGUCAGAGAAUCUCUCACUUUAGGAGCCAAUAAGCAAGCAGUGUAAGUUGUUUUAGAGAUUUUAGGAUUUCCUCUAAUUCCCUGUCCAAAACAUCUCUCCUCCUGUGUGGUCACAGCACCUAUGUUCAACCUGUUCCCACAGUAUUUCAUUCUAAGAGGCCACAUAUUUUUAGAAAGUGUUAAAAGAGCAUUGACAUUCAAUAAGUAUUUGUCCAGUUAUUUAAUUCCUAAAUAUCUGAUCCUUUCCCCUUCUUGUAUUGCUAUUUUCCUUCUAUUUUUCUCCCAUUUGCCUCUUUCAAAUCUCUCUUCCUUUCCCAUUACUCCCAACUAAACAUAAUGUGAAACUCAAACUAAUCUUGUAUUACUUAUAAUAAAUUUGUCUCCUUCACUAUAGAUUUAAACCUCCAUAAAUUUUAUGUGACUUUGAAAACAAUUCAAAAAAUGAAGUAGAUUACUUCUUCUUCCAAUGAACUGGGAUGAUGCUUCUUUCUGUAGUUCAAAUUUUGUUCUGUAGGAAGUGUCCCCACCACUAACCAUGACCAAGGACAAGCAUAUUAACCAUUCUCAUAUAAGACUCUGUGUUAGAUUUUACAGGUACAGAUCCAACAACAUAUUCUUUACCUAAAAUUAAGAAUACCUACUAGUUGAGAACACAAAAUACAAACAUAAUCACAUUGAAGGACA
Phyllostomus discolor (pale spear-nosed bat) is the source of this 1682-nucleotide messenger RNA. Its product is annotated as olfactory receptor 2B11-like. Gene Ontology annotation, molecular function: olfactory receptor activity. Gene Ontology annotation, biological process: G protein-coupled receptor signaling pathway. The record is from RefSeq and is a predicted model, not a curated record. Gene Ontology annotation, cellular component: membrane. Lineage: Eukaryota; Metazoa; Chordata; Mammalia; Chiroptera; Phyllostomidae.